Lagenorhynchus albirostris (white-beaked dolphin) is the source of this 1256-nucleotide messenger RNA. RefSeq names its product SRY-box transcription factor 2 (gene SOX2). The transcript has a single exon. Gene Ontology annotation, molecular function: RNA polymerase II cis-regulatory region sequence-specific DNA binding; DNA-binding transcription factor activity, RNA polymerase II-specific. The record is from RefSeq and is a predicted model, not a curated record. Gene Ontology annotation, biological process: cell differentiation; anatomical structure morphogenesis; regulation of DNA-templated transcription. The coding region runs from base 25 to 1002 and encodes 325 amino acids. NCBI's taxonomy places the organism in Eukaryota, Metazoa, Chordata, Mammalia, Artiodactyla, Delphinidae.
GCCGGGCCCGCGCACAGCGCCCGCAUGUACAACAUGAUGGAGACGGAGCUGAAGCCGCCGGGCCCGCAGCAAACUUCGGGGGGCGGCGGCGGCGGCGGCGGCGGCGGCGGCGGCGGCAACUCCACCGCGGCGGCGGCGGGCGGCAACCAGAAGAACAGCCCGGACCGCGUCAAGCGGCCCAUGAACGCCUUCAUGGUGUGGUCCCGCGGGCAGCGGCGCAAGAUGGCCCAAGAGAACCCCAAGAUGCACAACUCGGAGAUCAGCAAGCGCCUGGGCGCCGAGUGGAAACUUUUGUCGGAGACGGAGAAGCGGCCGUUCAUCGACGAGGCCAAGCGGCUGCGAGCGCUGCACAUGAAGGAACACCCGGAUUAUAAAUACCGGCCCCGGCGGAAAACCAAGACGCUCAUGAAGAAGGAUAAGUACACGCUGCCGGGAGGGCUGCUCGCCCCGGGCGGCAACAGCAUGGCGAGCGGGGUCGGGGUGGGCGCCGGCCUCGGCGCGGGCGUGAACCAGCGCAUGGACAGCUACGCGCACAUGAACGGCUGGAGCAACGGCAGCUACAGCAUGAUGCAGGACCAGCUGGGCUACCCGCAGCACCCGGGCCUCAACGCGCACGGCGCCGCUCAGAUGCAGCCCAUGCACCGCUACGACGUGAGCGCCCUGCAGUACAACUCCAUGACCAGUUCGCAGACCUACAUGAACGGCUCGCCGACCUACAGCAUGUCCUAUUCGCAGCAGGGCACCCCUGGCAUGGCUCUUGGCUCCAUGGGCUCGGUGGUCAAGUCCGAGGCCAGCUCCAGCCCCCCCGUGGUUACCUCUUCUUCCCACUCCAGGGCGCCCUGCCAGGCCGGGGACCUCCGGGACAUGAUCAGCAUGUACCUCCCCGGCGCCGAGGUGCCGGAGCCCGCCGCCCCCAGCAGACUUCACAUGUCGCAGCACUACCAGAGCGGCCCGGUGCCCGGCACGGCCAUUAACGGCACACUGCCCCUCUCGCACAUGUGAGGUCCGGACAGUGAACUGGAGGGGGCGGGUUAGAAAUUUUCAAAGAAAAAGAGGGAAAUGGAAGGAGAGCAAGAAACACCAAGGAGAAAAACCCGGUACGCUCAAAAAAAAAAAAAAGAAAAAGUCAUCACCCACAGCAAAUGACAGCUGCAAAAGAGAACGCCAGUCUCAUCCGCACUCACGCAAAAACUGCAAUGCCGGCAAGAAAACUUUUAUGAGAGAUCCUGGACUUCUUUUGGGGGGACUAUUUUUGU